This is a messenger RNA of Platichthys flesus (European flounder), 1717 nucleotides long. RefSeq names its product phospholipase B1, membrane-associated-like. NCBI's taxonomy places the organism in Eukaryota, Metazoa, Chordata, Actinopteri, Pleuronectiformes, Pleuronectidae. Gene Ontology annotation, biological process: phospholipid metabolic process. Gene Ontology annotation, molecular function: phosphatidylcholine lysophospholipase A1 activity; A2-type glycerophospholipase activity; retinyl-palmitate esterase activity. The record is from RefSeq and is a predicted model, not a curated record. The transcript has 14 exons. The coding region runs from base 70 to 741 and encodes 223 amino acids. Gene Ontology annotation, cellular component: brush border membrane.
UUCUGGUUCCUGAUGGUGAAACUCACUUUAAUCACUUUAAACCAGUUUGAGACCAGAAUCUGAAACUAAAUGUGUAUUUUCUCUCUCGCAGGCCAAAUGCUGGGCGGAGGAGAAGACGUCCUCCACCAGGAUGUUCCUGGAUCAGAUUUCCUCCGGCGUCCUCUUCAUCCUCUGUUUCGCUGCGCUGACGUGAGUCCGUCUCCAGCCGUCCCCUCCUCAGUGGAAUUGGUUAAAGCUGCAGACGUGAAGGUCAUCGCUGCUCUGGGGGACUCUUUAACUACAGCUAUCGGAGCGAAUGGCUCCACAAUUGCCUCGAUACCUUUUGAAUUUCGCCAAGUUUCCUGGAGCAUCGGAGGCUACGGGACUUUUCAAAAUGUCAUCACACUGGCAAACAUUUUUAAACUCUUCAAUCCCAAACUGCUGGGUCCGUCCCCGGUGGUGACGAUGCACGGUCGACCCACGAGCGUCAACGAGACCGGCUUCAACUUCGCCGUCACCGGCCACAACACGCUGAACGUGUCCGAUCAGAUAACACACAUGAUCCACACGUUCAAGUCGUAUCCAGGUCUGAACUUCCUGGAGGACUGGAAGGUGGUGACGAUGCUGAUCGGCAUGAACGACAUCUGUGACUACUGUAAAGACGAGGUUCUAUUCUCCCCCGACAGUUUCAUCCGCCACAUAACAGAAGCUCUGGACAUGAUGAUGAAUGAGGAGUUUCUGCUUGUGUCUCGUUCAACCUGAAGAAAACUCCACUGAGCUGAAGGAGCUGGUGGAGAUUAACUCUGAAUUCCAGAGACGAUUAGAGAAGCUUCUGCAAAGCGAUCGCUUCUUUAAAAACGACUUUGCUGUUGUUCUGCAGCCGUAUUUAGAGAACGCACAACCACCCAGACUUCCUGACGGGACAAUGGACUUGAGCUUCUUCACGGCAGAUUGUUUCCACUUCACUGUGAAGGGACACGAGGAGCUGGCCAAGGGACUGUGGAACAACAUGUUCCAGCCUGAAGGAGCCAAACAGAAGAUCGAGACGUUUACAGAUCCGUUGAAACUCAUCUGUCCACCUGAGGAUCAUCCUUACAUCUACACCAGACCCACAGUUGCAUCGUCUGCUCCGGCCCUGACUCGUGUCUCCAUGAUGCUGACGUCUCUGCUGUCUGUGGCCGUCAUGUUUUAUUUACCUUAAUUCAAUAUAAUACCUGGAUUAAAUAUUUAAGAUCCAUAAGAGCCUGUGACUCUCAAACAUAAACACUCAGGGACGUCUAAAGGGAAAUUUCAGAUUUAUCUUUUUGAAAUAAAAAAUGAGAAAAACAGAUAUAAUACUAUAUUCAUUGUCCAGAUUUAUUUUUAAGUUUGUUUUUAAGUAAAUCCUUUGUCAAAUAUAAAAAAUCAUGAUCUGAUCUUUGCUGACAAUUUCCACAAAUUAAAUAAAGAAGUUUGGCUCAGCAGUGAGACAGAUGUGUCCAAACAUCCACAUCCGGUUAUUAAUCUGAAAACUUUAUUUCAGAAUAACUGAAUCUUCUCGUUUACAAGCUGCUGCUGUUGAUUAAAUCUUGAAAAUAAACAAAUGUUGAGCUCUGAUUUGGUCUUUUAAUAUCUGGUAAAUGUUGUUGUGUAUACGUGAGGCUGAGUUGUGUGUCUGCCGUCAUUGUAACCAGGACAAACUUGACAUUGGAAUAUUCUGUGGUGCAAAUGAUCUGAAUAAACUCAAACUGAAAUACAA